AUGGGCACUGGCUCGAGUUUGACUACUGAUAAACCAAGCACGAAAACCAGUAGCUGGACAGAAGUCAGUGAUUCAAUUGAUGACAAUGAUGCAGCUGCUCUCGAGGAGUUGCGGUGGAGUUUGACAGACAGUUCACUUCAAGUACCAGUGGAACGCAGAAGGUCUGCUGAAACUAAGGCUGAGGUGGUAUCAACCCCAGACUCCUUCAUCUCACGAGCUCCCCUAUCUCUCUCUUUGCCAGUUCUCAGCCCACCAGGGAUACACACCCGUAGACGAGCUGGACACGCAAGCAUUGCAACUGCCAGUACGACCAGCACAGACAUCUCAAUGCUUUUGCAGUCCAUCAGCAACAGAAGCUCCACUCAACUUAGCGAUGCCGAUGUUCGGGCCAUCAGUACCCUUUGGCUUAGUGAUGCAUUGAGUGCGGAUGAUCUCUCCCACAUUCUGAGGAGUCAGUUCCACAUUAGUGAGGAAUUUGUGCGCUGCUUGAUCCAUGUGCACCAGGCCUGGAUGGAGGAUGGCCACUAG
Messenger RNA from Cantharellus anzutake, 528 nucleotides. RefSeq lists its product as uncharacterized. The record is from RefSeq and is a predicted model, not a curated record. Lineage: Eukaryota; Fungi; Basidiomycota; Agaricomycetes; Cantharellales; Hydnaceae. The transcript has a single exon. The coding region runs from base 1 to 528 and encodes 175 amino acids.